UGAAAUAAGCAGUUUCCUCGAACCCGCUCCCUGGAAACAUCACUGUUACAUCUUUAACAGGCGCUCGGUGCAGGAGGUUAGGUCAGAGGAACCUUCCAUGUCAGUAAGCAUUUUACCUGUUAUCUGAUAACUCUACAUAGUAAAAUGAAAAAGUUUCUGAUUGUAUUUGAUUUUGAUGAAACCAUCAUUCAACACAACUCUGAUUAUGUCAUCCUCAAAUGUAAUCCUGACCAAAAUCUUCCAGAAGAAUUGCUGCAGCCUCCUGAGGAUGGACACUGGACUGAGCAUACGAGCAAGAUCCUCCGGUACCUGUGUGGAAAGGGUGUCAAGGAAGAAAGCAUGAGAAAGAUUCUAGCUGAAACCCCACUAACUAAAGAGAUGCUAACCCUAUUUCAGUUCCUUAGAGAGUCUUCAGAUUUAUUUGAAUGCAUUAUUAUCUCUGAUGCGAACACCUUUUUUAUUAAUAGCAUUCUUCAAGCAAAUGGCAUAAGCAAUGUAUUCCAGAAAAUAUACACAAAUCCUGCAUGCCGUGACAGCACAAACACGUUUGUGAUAAAUCCUUACCAUUCCCACCUGUGUCAGGAGUGCCCCAACAACAUGUGCAAAAGACAGAUCCUGCACGAUCACUUGGAAGAACGCAGUGAAGAAGUUGAAUUUGAGAAGAUCUUCUACGUUGGUGAUGGCAACAAUGACUUCUGCCCGUCCAUAGUCUUGACAGCAACAGAUGUCGUCUUUCCAAGGAAGAACUACCCUUUGCAUCGGUUGAUCUCCGAAAUUAAAAUGGCAGAACCCUCCGCAUUUCAAGCUCAGGUGGUUCCAUGGGAGUCUGCAGAAGAUAUAUUGCUUUUCCUUCAAGAUUGCACAGGGCAAUAGUACCACUCAAAUUCACAAAAGAGCUUCAAGAAGAAUUUCCAUUUUCUGGUAGCAACUUAAAUGCUCUUUGGGAAGAAAUAGAGUAAAUUUGACAGUUAAAAUGCAUGAUUUUAAUGCUUACUGAAAUAAGCAGGGCCUAACAAUUAUUUUCCACACCCAAUAUUACUAGUAAUUUUAUGUACAGUAACAUUUGUGACCAAUGCUAAAUGUGGAUUGCCUUUGAAACCAAUGCACCUGUUCUUGUUAUAUAUAGAUUACUGGGAGCUGUUUGUCUAAUUAUUUGUGGAGGGAGAUUGUAUCAGGACAUGGUGGUAUUGUUUCAAGGAUAUGUCACUGUACUUUCAAACCUCAAGGAACUUUUUUUUUAAAAUGAUAGACACAAUCUGGAACAUGUUUAUGUAUUCAGCUUUACAAACCUAUUCACCACAGAUUAAUAUAGCCAUCUUCUAUCAGUGUGUGGUAAUUAUUAUAAUCUUUCCUGAAUAUGGAAUGUUGAAAGGGGUACAAUAUUUAGAUUUCUGAAGGGGAAAAUAUAAAAUAUCAUUCUUCAAUUUCCAUUUCUAUAAUUUGUUAACUCAAACAUUAAGUUUCCACCGUCCAAAACUAAAUACAAAAACUAUUUGAAAUACCCAAAUAAGGAAUCACCUCAGAAAUGUCAGUGAGAUGCAUUAAUUAAAUAGUGGAUGGGUAACCAUUAGGGAUUUGGGAUUACUGGUGUAUAAUUCAAAGAUUUUAAGCUUUCUAUCGCAUUCCUUGUUUGAAUGGGACUUGCCACAAAAUGUUUGGAGACAGAGGAGGCCAUUCAGUCCACCAUGUCUCUGUCUGCAUAAAAAGCCUGUUCAGCCUCCUCCUGUUUCCCAGCUUUCAAUCCAUAAUAUGGCAGGUUACAGGAUUUCACGUGAAUGUCCAGGUACUUAUUACAUGCUACAAGAGGUUUAGAUUUAUUGUCAUCACAUGUACUCAUGAGUACAAUGAAAAGUUUACAACUCUCCACUUAUGGUGUCUUCUUAGGUACAAGGUACCUACAUGCACUACCUUUGGCACAAAGCAGAAAAAUAUUAUACACUCUUCAUUGUACUCCGGUACUUUUGUAUUUGAGUACACAUGACAAAAAAGUCAAAAGUAAAAAAAAACUCAAUGUUUAACGUUACAGUUCUUCUUACUGAAAAUUAGAAAAACAAAGAAAUAUAGUUAAAAGUUCAACACCACAGUCCAUAAGUGCCUGGCCAUUCUGGGCUCGCUUUCUUCAAAAGGCUUGACCUCCCCCUAUAUGUCCCCUACAUUUAAGUCCAAGUGAUUGAUAUGUAAGGGAAGCAAAAGGACCUAGUUCUGUGCUCUCCUGAGAAGAGUUUUUCAGCCACAAAUAAAAUCUUGCUGCUUUAAAUCUAGUUUAGUUUCAUUAAACGUUAAUCUAAACAAGUACUAAACUGGAUAAUGACUUGCAUGACAUUCAAUUGUAUUACAACAGAAAUAAAUAGAGUAUCAGAAAAUUUUCAAA
Molecule: messenger RNA, 2371 nt
Organism: Chiloscyllium plagiosum (whitespotted bambooshark)
Lineage: Eukaryota; Metazoa; Chordata; Chondrichthyes; Orectolobiformes; Hemiscylliidae
Product: phosphoethanolamine/phosphocholine phosphatase-like
Molecular function (GO): phosphatase activity
Source: RefSeq, a predicted model, not a curated record